CUAGUAAUCGUGUUUACCGUGUGUGUGUGUCCCGAACAGCCUGUGACACAUGACUCACUCGGACCGUUUAGAUUCCAUACGGAGUUUAUUUUUCUUUUUAUUAUUAUUAUUAUUAUAAUAACAAUUAAUCCUCCUGGCGCGUGAUUAUUGUUAUUAUUAUAAUAAAUCCUGUUGCCAGUGUGUGUGUGUGUGAGAGAGAGAGAGAGUCCUAGCCGCUGCCAUGUUGUUGAUGGACCGAGUGGAGUUGGGAUGAGUUCCGAGUCUUGAGUCUUGAGAAAUCCGCAGAGGAGCGUAUGGAAAACUACUAGGAUCGCGUGUGGACUUACACUACGGGACGAGUUUUUUCUUUUUCUUUUUUUUUUUUCCUUGGUUUUUAUUCUGCAUGAGACAUGAAGUCUGACUGCAGGCCGCGGUGACCGAGUCCAUGAUCAGAUUUUAUUCCUAGGAUUAUCCUGUAUAUGUGUGUGUGUAUAUAUUUUCUUUCCCUUUCCCUGCCGGUUUGAAGUGUCGGAAGAAUGAGCUCCCAGUCUCAACAGAGGAGACUCGGUAACACGGGCUCCAGACUGCUCUCAGGUCAAGAAAACGACCAGCUGUUCGCUCACCUGGGGAGGAAAUGCUCCGCUAUGGCUGCCGGCGUGGUGCAGGUGUACGCAGCCGAUGGAAACUCGUCCUGGGCGAAGAGAUGCUGCGGCGUGGCCUGCCUGGUGAAGGACAACCCUCAGCGGUCCUACUUCAUCAGGGUCUUGGAUAUCAAAGACGGCAGAACCGUGUUUGAACAGGAGCUCUACCAGAACUUUGUGCUGCACGCCUCCAAAUCCUUCUUCCUGACCUUCCCAGGAGACAAAUGUCAGAUCGGCCUCAACUUUGCUGAUGAGCAAGAAGCCAAACAAUUCAAAAUGGCAACGAAUGACCUGAUAGCGAGAAGACACAGGAAAACCGAAAAAAGAUCCGAGCCAGCAAAAGAACCUGUGCUGCCGAUGGCAACGGUGGACAUCAGGAACCCUGAGAUCAACCAUGUCAGACACAACAACAAUUUCCAAGUCAACAACAACCUGCACAGCAACUUCAGGAAAGACAAGAACAAAGCCAAAAACAAAAAGAAGAAAAUCUCAAAGUCGGAAAUCGGCACCCCGAGCAACUUCCGGCAUGUUGGACAUGUGGGCUGGGAUCCUAACACGGGAUUUGAUGUAAAUAAUCUAGACCCGGAUCUGAAGAGCCUGUUUGACACGUGUGGGAUUUCUGAAGCGCAGCUGAAGGACAAGGAGACGUCCAGGGCUAUCUAUGAUUUUAUCGAGAAACAAGGAGGUGUGGAGGCUGUUAAGAGCGAGUUCCGGAGACAAGCCCCUCCACCUCCCCCUCCCCCCUCUCGAGGCGGUCCACCUUCUGUCCCUGGCUCGGGCGCUCCCCCUCCUCCUCCUCCGCCCCCGUCCCGUGGACGAGGAGCUCCGCCUCCUCCACCUCCCUUUAGAGCUCCUGCAUCUGCUCCUCCUCCACCACCUCCUCCUUCCAGACCAGGCAUGGGAGUUCCACCUCCUCCUCUUCCUAACAGAGGUCCCCGUCCACCUCCACCUAUGCCUGCCUCCAUGGCUCCACAUGCCCCACCUCCUGCACCUCCCCCGUCAGUUGUGGGAGUAGCAGGUCCACCUCCUCCUCCUCCUCCACCCCCACCCCCAGGACCACCUCCACCCCCGGGACCACCGCCGCUUAAUUCUGCUCUCCCAGGAUCAGGUUCAGAGGGAAGGUCUGCGCUACUGGGUCAGAUCAGAGAGGGCGCGCCGCUGAAGAAAGUCGAACCAGGGAGCAAGUCGGUAACGGAAGGCAGUGGUGGCGGCGGCGGCGGCGGCGGCCGAGGAGCACUUUUAGACCAAAUUCGACAGGGAAUCCAGCUCAAAACAGUAACAGAUGGUCCAGGUCCAGACCCGACCCCGGCACCUGCCACCCCCUCAGCAGGAAUUGUGGGAGCUCUGAUGGAGGUGAUGCAGAAGAGGAGCAAAGCCAUCCACUCUUCAGAUGAUGAAGAUGAGGAAGACGAGGACGACUUUGAUGAUGAGGAAGAAUGGGACGACUAAACUGCACUUUCUGGCUCCAACAGAUCCCGAAAAGAAAACACUAAACCGUCUUCAGUCUCUUAAGUCGUACCGCGAUAUAUUAUUCCACACGGUUAACUCUUCUGCUUUCCCUAUUAAUCCCCGUCAUACCUCAUUCCACCUGAAAAGGGUUUGUGAUGUUUUAUUUUACUCGAGGUUGCUUCAUCUUUUUUCCUUCACGUCUCCGAUCACUGUGCAGUUUCCAUCACGUUGUCUCGACUCGUCGAACGAACCAAAUGACCGGUGGCCACUUUUGCUUUUACUAGAAACGGGAACACUAUUUUCACUGUUUUCCUCUAUUUUCAUACGACAUUCUUCUUUACCUCACAGUUUCUAAAUUCAGAUUCUAGCGUGGUGUCGUUAUUUUCUUAAAAUCUUAAAGUUUAAAGCCUAUAUUUUUACAUACAUUAAAGUCUAAUUCUGCUAUGUGAAUAGAGAGAGAGAGAGAGAGAGAGAGCUAUCACAAAGAUAUGAAAAAGAAAAAAAAGACCAUUAUCAUGCUUUUAUCAUAUCAGCCAGAGACCCAGAAAUAUUAUAUUUCUGACAUUCUUGGAAUUGUUGGUUUAUUUUAGUCAGCUCAGUGUUCAUAUAUUUAAAUAAUAAAAAUAAUAAUAAUAAUAAUAAUAAUGAUGAUGGUGAUGAAUGUCAGUUCAGACGUAAAGCUUUUAUUCGUCAUGCUAAUAAAAGAUAUGCUGUGACGCUUUACUAAUUCCCAAUAGACAUUCCAGCCGUUGAUCUGACAACAGGCUAAAUGCAUACUUUUUACUUCUCUUUUUUUUUUUUUUUUGGUCUAAGAUUUAUUUGUGUAUCAGGAAACUUCAAAACAUCGGAAAUUGGAAGUGUUUUGAAAGAUUGAUGAAAUUGUACAAUCGAAUAAAUGUUCAUAUUUA
This is a messenger RNA of Clarias gariepinus (North African catfish), 2977 nucleotides long. Its product is annotated as actin nucleation-promoting factor WASL-like. The transcript is spliced from 11 exons. The record is from RefSeq and is a predicted model, not a curated record. Gene Ontology annotation, molecular function: microtubule binding; actin binding. The coding region runs from base 516 to 2069 and encodes 517 amino acids. Lineage: Eukaryota; Metazoa; Chordata; Actinopteri; Siluriformes; Clariidae. Gene Ontology annotation, cellular component: cytoplasm. Gene Ontology annotation, biological process: actin filament organization.